Aureobasidium pullulans EXF-150 is the source of this 747-nucleotide messenger RNA. RefSeq lists its product as uncharacterized. NCBI's taxonomy places the organism in Eukaryota, Fungi, Ascomycota, Dothideomycetes, Dothideales, Saccotheciaceae. The record is from RefSeq and is a predicted model, not a curated record. The coding region runs from base 1 to 747 and encodes 248 amino acids. The transcript has a single exon.
AUGCUGUCCUUCAUCAGCACACUGUCACGCUCGCUCCGAAUAUGUCGACCGUCAUCAGCAGCACAACCUUUUGUAUGGCUCGUUCGCUCAACCUACUCGACAAGCCAACAUGACCCGGCCCAAGAAGCCGCUCAUCAGCAAUCGCUCGCUGACGAAGUAGCUGCCAAGAAAGCCGCAAAGGCUGCAUAUGCUCGACAGCGCUGGGCCACAGACCCUGAAUAUCGCCAGAAACAGAUCGAAUGUAUGAAAAGAUAUAAGAGAAGUCCAGCCACCAGAUGGAAGACUCUGAAAUACUGCAAAGAAUACAACGAGGGCAGACGAGAAUCGGUCAUACAGAGAGUCCGCGAGAGUAGGCGGACCAAUCUUGUCCUCCGACGUUCAAAUGCCCUUCAGGAAAUAAUCGACAAGGGCAGUCGAUGGACCAAAGAAGGUUGGACUUGGAGGACUCACGCUCCGGCCCCUAGUUCUGAUCGGGUCGAGCAUUGUUGUACAAGCUGUGAGAAGCUCCGGUACAGGAAGCUCUGGUGGAAAGAGCACAACUCGGAUCAAUACAUGUGCAACAGCUGUUUCGCCAACCAUUUCGACCUCGUAGUACCUGAGAAUGUCAUGGGGAAAAUGCCCCUGCUCUUCACCUCGCCUACCCAUCCUCCACCCCCUCCUGAUCUGGACGAGCAUAAAUCCGAGGAAGAGGGGCGAACAAAUCAAGAGAAGAAGGAGUCAAACGGGGAAGACAAGACGACAGGAUGA